Messenger RNA from Ceratotherium simum simum (southern white rhinoceros), 2335 nucleotides. It is a transcript of the gene FBXO24, whose product is annotated as F-box protein 24. NCBI's taxonomy places the organism in Eukaryota, Metazoa, Chordata, Mammalia, Perissodactyla, Rhinocerotidae. Gene Ontology annotation, molecular function: protein binding. The record is from RefSeq and is a predicted model, not a curated record.
CAUCUACCAGUAGUGCACACUUUAUUUCUCCUCUAAAAUGCAUAUCCCUUGAGCCAUUGGGUGGCUAAAGCUUAGCCUAGAACUGAGGAUUUGUCUAAGAGAGAAAAUCCCUGGCAAGGUUGGGGAAAAUAGGUCACAGUGGCUGGGCCGUGAGGUCACAGAGAGGUUUGUCCACCCCAGACUCCAUGGGGGAGGGGCCUAGGAGGCAGAGGGGCCCCAGAGGUCCCCCAAGCCCAGGCAGAGGACAUGGUGUGGGAAAGGCAGCAGGGACGGGGGCCAGGGAGCUGAGUACUGGGGGCCAAGGGGCCCAGAGAGAUGAGGGCAGGAGCAGGGCGGGAGUGGUCAGGAUGGUGAGGAGAAGCCAGAGACGGAAGCUGCAAAAAUUUACCGGGCUGUGCGGACAGGAGGAGGGGCUCAGGGUGAAGCGGAGCUGCCCUUCAUGUGGCCCAGAGCCUGGGGGUGAAGACAAGGGGAGAGGGAACCCUAUUUCGGUUCAGUUGUUCCCGCCAGAGCUGGUGGAGCAUAUCAUCUCAUUCCUCCCAGUCAGAGAUGUAGUCGCCCUAGGCCAGACCUGCCACUACUUCCGAGAAGUGUGCGACACUGAGGGCGUGUGGAGACGCAUCUGUCACAGGCUCAGUCCUCGCCUACGAGAACAGGGUUCUGGGGUCCGGCCGUGGAAGAGAGCUGCCAUUCUUAACUACACGAAGGGCCUGUAUUUCCAGGCAUUUGGGGGCCGCCGCCGCUGUCUCAGCAAGAGUGUAGCCCCCCUGCUAGCCCAUGGCUACCGCCGCUUUUUGCCCACCAAGGACCACGUCUUCAUUCUUGACUACGUGGGGACCCUCUUCUUCCUGAAAAACGCCCUGGUCUCCUCCACCCUUGGCCAGAUCCAGUGGAAGCGGGCCUGCCGCUAUGUUGUGUUGUGUCGCGGAGCCAAGGAUUUUGCCUCGGACCCAAGAUGUGACACAGUUUACCGUAAAUACCUCUAUGUAUUGGCCACUCGGGAGCAGCCGGGAGUGGCAGGCACAACCGGCAGCCGGGCCUGUGACUGUGUCGAGGUCUAUCUGCAGUCCAGUGGGCAGCGGGUCUUCAAGAUGACCUUCCACCACUCCAUGAGCUUCAAACAGAUUGUGCUGGUUGGUCAGGAGACCCAGCGGGCUCUACUGCUCCUCACAGAGGAAGGAAAGAUCUACUCUUUGGUAGUGAAUGAAACCCAGCUGGACCAGCCACGCUCCUACACAGUUCAGCUGGCCCUGAGGAAGGUGUCCCAUUGCCUGCCUCACCUGCGUGUGACCUGCAUGGCUUCCAACCAGAGCAGUACUGUCUACAUCACGGACCAGGGGGGAGUGUAUUUUGAGGUGCAUACGCCAGGGGUGUAUCGUGAUCUCUUUGGGACCCUUCAAGCCUUUGAUCCCCUGGACCAGCAGAUGCCGCUUGCUCUCUCACUGCCUGCCAAGGUCCUUUUCUGUGCUCUUGGCUAUAAUCACCUUGGCCUGGUAGAUGAAUUUGGCCGAAUCUUUAUGCAGGGAAAUAACAGAUAUGGGCAGCUGGGAACAGGGGACAAAAUGGACCGAGGGGAACCCACACAGGUACAUUAUCUGCAAUGCCCCAUUGCCCUGUGGUGCGGCCUCAACCACUCCCUGGUGCUGAGCCAGGGCUUGGACUUCAGCAAGGAGCUGCUGGGCUGCGGCUGUGGGGCUGGAGGCCGCCUCCCCGGCUGGCCUAAGGGGAGUGCCUCCUUCGUCAAGCUCCACAUCAAGGUCCCUUUGUGUGCCUGCUCCCUCUGCUCUACCAGAGAGUGCCUCUACAUGCUCUCUAGCCAUGACAUCGACCACCAUCCCGCCUAUCGGGACCUACCGGCCAGCAGGGUGGUGGGGACCCCCGAGUCCAGCCCGGGGGCUGGAGUACCCCAGGACCCCAGUGGGACAGCCCGGGCCUGUGAGGAGUACCUCAGCCAGAUCUAUAGUUGCUCCACGUGGCAAGACCGCAUGGAAAAGAUGAAGGAGAUCGUGGGCUGGAUGCCCUUGAUGGCUGCACAGAAGGAUUUCUUCUGGGAGGCCCUGGAUAUGCUGCAGAUGACUGCUGGAGGGGUUGGAGAAGGUCCCCCAACCCCUGAGAGCUGACCCCUCUUUCCUUAGAGGGAGAGUCUGGCCCUGGGCCAGGGGCUAAGGAGAGAUGGAGUGGUAGCAAUGAACACUGUGUGUGUGCAUGGGGAGGGGGCUGUAGCGGGGUGAGGACUGUUUUGUAAAAUGUUCAGAGGGCUGCCCAGGAGGGGCCCCCAACCUGACUAUCAUGGACAAGAGAUUUGAUGGACAAAUAGAAUAAAGGCUGAAAUGAG